GGGGGGUGCAUGGUGAUUGCCCCCUGCCUCACAUGAAUAUGGUAGAUCAUGCAUCGCCAUCACCCCCAUUGUCUCUUCCCUCCCACAUUUCGAAAACUCAUUCCCAUCGUAACACUCCAUGCCCCGCCGCCCGCCCUUCUUCGUCAAUUUUGUUCGAUGGCAAAAGCGGGGGCUAAAGCAAAAUAUCACACACGUGGGUUCCCUGUUCUCAAAAUGGCAGCCUCCACGUCCAUGAGCACGAACGUUGCUGUCGGAUCGCAUUUACAAGCUCGAUUUUUCACAAAACAGAAGAGAUUUAUUGUCAGCAACACACCUUUCUCAGUUCCAGCCAGUGUUGGUGUGGCUGAAUUAAGUUCGCUCAUCAAUAAACUUCUCAAUGAAGAUAAAGCAGAGGAAGACAUUGAAAAUGUCGAAUUUGAUUUCCUCAUUGAUGGCGAGUUUCUUCGAGUCACCCUUGCCGCUCAUCUGGAAGUCAAGCAGAUAUCGACAGAGACCGUUGUCGAUAUUGAGUAUGUGGUGAAACAGACGGCCCCUGAGCCAGUGGGAAGUAUACUUCAUGAUGACUGGGUGAGCUGUAUUCACAUGGUUGGAGAAAGAAUUCUCACUGGUUGCUAUGACAAUGGUGUCAGACUGUGGGGAAGAAACGGUGACAACAUAGCGACACUUCAGUAUCACACAGACCCUGUUAAAUGUGUUCGCUGGAUCAAAUCUGGUGAACCUGUAAGUUUGCUGGUGAGCGGGUCACAUGACCAGACUCUAAUCAUUUGGGAGUGGAAUGAGAGUGAAAGAAAGAGUAAACCACUCCACGUAUGCAAGGGCCAUGCUAAAAGUGUAGACACAGUUGAUGUCGACCAGUCACAGACAAGAAUAUGCAGUGGGUCUUUUGACAAGAUGCUGAAAGUUUGGUCUGCUGUUCCAAGUUCAGGGGAAGAAGAACCACCAGAAAUUCAGGAGCAACAAAAGAAGAGAGUACGGAGAGAUGGAAGUGCACCAGUUAUAAGAACGCCCAUUGCAACACUUGACGGUCACAAGGAAGCGGUAUCAUCUGUGAUAUGGACAGGAAAGGAUGAAGUGUGCAGUGCAUCAUGGGACCAUACCAUACAGAUGUGGGAUGUAGCACAAGGUUCUAACAAGUCAAAUUUGACAGGUACAAAGGCAUUCCUAAGUCUAUCUCAUUCUUCCUUGAACGGACUUCUAGCCAGCGGUAGUGUGGACAGGCACGUUAGGUUAUGGGACCCAAGAAUCAAAGAUGGAGCAGUAGUAAAGUCAUCACUCACUCAUCACACGGGAUGGGUAUCAUCGGUGUCGUGGUCGCCUAGCAACCAGAAUCAACUUCUGUCAGGAUCCUAUGACAAGGCUUUGAAACUCUGGGACAUUAGAAGCCCGAAGGCACCUCUCUUCAAUAUGACAGGUUUGGAUGAGAAGAUCCUGACUGUUGAUUGGUCAAUACCUGAUCUGCUUUUAUGCGGAGGAGCCGAUAAUUGUCUUCAUAUGUUUAGCACAUCAGAAGCAUUAUCGUCUGAGACAUCGUCGGACGUCAACAAGGCAGACUGAGUAGUUACUUCCAUGGUAUCCUCAAUGAUCAGUAUCCUCAACAAUGGUAUCUUCAACGAUAUCGUCAAUGAGGCCUACCCACUAGGGCUGCACAAUAUGAUGAUGACUUGAAAAACUGUGACAUUGAAACUUUAUUGAAUCUAUGGAUCUUUGAUAAAGAGCGUAUAAGGCAACUUGUCAAAAGUCUGUAUCACGUCUAUUAGGGGUAAUCGCGCUAUAAGUGUGCUUUGCGUCUUAUAGUAGCUUUCGCACGUCUAUUAUUUUAUUAAUGAUGAAGUGUGAGGAUAAGUAUUGAAAAGCCGCUUGCAGGAUUCUUGCAGGAAAGACAUGACUCUAACUUUUGACUAGAUGCCUUACAAGAUUGUUCAUAAAGACCCCUUAUCUUUUCUCCCUUGAAUAUGGUUUAAUCUCAUUGGAGCAUGUAUUGCAGGGAAACUUCAUAAAGAUUAAAGGGGAAUCCAACCCAUAAAAAACUUGUUUUUAGAGGAAAAAGAAAAAUCAGACAAUUUGAUAGGUGAAAGUUUGAACAAUAUUGGACAAACAAUGAAAAAGUUAUGAAUUUUUAAGAGUUGUAAACAUUGGUAAUCACUAUACCCAUGGUGACUUCAAAUUGGCAGUAUAUGUGAUGUCAUAAUGAUGUAAGGCAAGGACAACUCUUCCAUAUACUCCAAUACAUAAAAUGGCCAACAUGUAAUUUUUUUUCCAAUAGUUUUUCUUAAGAUUAUAUUUCUUUCAUGAGGAAAUAAAAAAAUAUACUACCUGGGUUAUAUUUAGUUUACUGCCCCAGGGGAAUGGUUACUUAGGAUUAAACCACAAAUCCCUAAUGAUUAAGGACAUGGCCUAUGGGAAAGUUGUCCUUGCCCCUUGUCAUAAUUUACAUACCCAGUUGCCAGUUUGAAUCUACAUAGUCUUAGGGAUGUCAGUUUUAAAGCAGCCAACUAUCUUAUUACUUGUCUGAUUUCUGUCAAACUUUCACCAUUCUGUUUCAUUUAUCUUUCUCCUUACCAUCACAUUUUAUGACCAAGGCUGGAUUCCCCUUUAUUAAAGUAGUGCAAAUGGGUAUGUGGUAGGAUUCAUUCCUCUAAUGGACUAGGUAAAGCCUACUGGAACUUUUGUCCCUUGAAUAUGUUUCACAUUGGAGCAUGUACUAAAGAGAAUGUCUUUAUAAAGACAUCCUUCUUAUAAAGACCAAUUUAAUAUAAAUGCGCGGGUGGUAGGAUUAAUUUCUUGGAUGGACUAGUAGGGUAUAAAGGCCGUAGAAGCUAAAGUCUGGCUAGUGAUAAACCAUGGCCCAUUGGAUGUGCAGAGUAUAGCUAAUCAUAUAAUGUAUUGUGUGCUAUGCAAGAAUAGCACAUUGUUCAUAAGUUGUAUUUUUAUCACAUUUUAUUCCCACAAUGUUGUCUUGUGACUUACACUCACUAAUUUCAAUGUUUUAAACCAUUUUAUUGAACAAAAUGAAGAAAUAAUAUCAUUCUGUCUGCUGUGAUAAUUGACAAGGCGCCUUCGCAGGAAAAGUUGCAGUCAAUACCAACUCCAAAAAAUGCAAUGUAUCUUGAUUCUCAGUCAAUUUGAAUUGUGCAUUUUGGAUUGAUGCAACGUUUCCUUCAAAAGGCCCCAGAUCUGGGGCCCGUUUCAUAAAGGACUUGCAACUGUUGCAACUUUGCCAUUAUGGCAACUACCAUGGUAACAGGGCUCAGCAGCCAAUUAGAAUCAAGGUUUCCAUGGUAGUUGCCAUAAGAACAAAGUUACAGCAGUUGCAAGUUCUUUAUGAAAUGGGCCCCAGAUAUACCCCUUGAAUCAAUAAUCAGUUUUGUCUAAUCCCUGAUUUUCUCCCACCACCAUCUCGUCUGAUGGUUCUUUGACGAAUCAAAACUUGCUUUCUUCUUUUCUCAAGUUGGUUAAAAAUAGAAUUCAACUGAAUUGGGCCGAGUAUUCUAAAAUACUACUUGGUGUUGGUUAUGUUUUCCCUUAGUCCAAAGCCAUUUGGUGUAACUCCAAAUCGGAAAGAUUAAUGGGGAUUUGUAAGAAAUUUGCAAACGAUUAAGUCAAUUUUAGCUCCAAAGAUCAGUCAUGAAUCUUUCAUUCGAUUGAAAGUUGCAUAUGAUUGAUGAUCUGUAUCUUGAAACGUAGAAUAAUGAUUGAUUUGCCACUGCUAAUAUUGAUCGAUCAGUUGCAGUCGGUUCUUUCUUUUAAACACCAACUUGUGGCUAGAGAGUAAGUGGAGACUAGUUACAGAUCAAUGGGUCUUGUAUAUGUGAUGAUUAGACAAACGGGUGAAUUGGUUGUAGACAAAUUUGGAUUAGACAACGGGGAAUGAGACCAAACAUUUCUUAGACAAACUGAUUAGCCAAAAGUCAUAAUUUUCCGUGUUUUGGGGAAGAGGCAGGUCGGUGUCAAGGUAUAGAUUUACAUAAAUUUGUGUAGCAGGGGAAAUGUUUUAUCAGUUCCUUUCUUGUAAAGCUUUUUUUUUCAAAUAAAAUGAAUGCUUUUAUAGAA
Molecule: messenger RNA, 4050 nt
Organism: Lytechinus pictus (painted urchin)
Lineage: Eukaryota; Metazoa; Echinodermata; Echinoidea; Temnopleuroida; Toxopneustidae
Product: ribosome biogenesis protein WDR12-like
Exons: 12
Coding region: 49-1554 (501 amino acids)
Biological process (GO): maturation of 5.8S rRNA from tricistronic rRNA transcript (SSU-rRNA, 5.8S rRNA, LSU-rRNA); maturation of LSU-rRNA from tricistronic rRNA transcript (SSU-rRNA, 5.8S rRNA, LSU-rRNA); ribosome biogenesis
Cellular component (GO): preribosome, large subunit precursor; PeBoW complex
Molecular function (GO): protein binding
Source: RefSeq, a predicted model, not a curated record